Messenger RNA from Lachancea fermentati, 1104 nucleotides. Lineage: Eukaryota; Fungi; Ascomycota; Saccharomycetes; Saccharomycetales; Saccharomycetaceae. The record is from the annotation of a GenBank genome assembly.
AUGGGCAAGAAAAUCGUCUUCAACAUCUCGUCCGAGUUCCAGCUCAAGUCGCUGCUGGGCGAGGGCGCCUACGGAGUAGUGUGCUCCGCGCUGCACGUGCCCUCGGGCGAAAUGGUGGCCAUCAAGAAAAUCGAGCCUUUCGACCGGCCGCUGUUUUGCCUGCGCACGCUGCGCGAAAUCAAGCUGCUGCGGUGCUUCCGACACGAGAACAUCAUCUCUGUGUUCGACAUCCAGCGACCCGCUUCGUUCGAGGCGUUCAACGAGGUGUACAUCAUCCAGGAGCUGAUGGACACCGACCUCCACCGCGUCAUUGCCACCCAGACACUGUCGGACGACCACAUCCAGUACUUCGUGUACCAGACACUACGCGCGCUCAAGUGCCUGCACGCGAGCCACGUGAUCCACCGCGAUCUGAAACCUUCCAACCUGCUGGUAAAUGCCAAUUGCGACCUCAAGGUUUGCGACUUCGGACUUGCCCGAAUAGCCGCCGGCGGCCCCGCCGCCGUCGGCGAUGACGACAGCGACGAUCCCUCCCCGUGCAACAUGACGGAAUACGUCGCGACCCGCUGGUAUCGAGCCCCCGAGGUGAUGUUGACGGCCGCGGAGUACACCUCGGCAAUGGACAUCUGGUCGUGCGGCUGUAUCUUGGCGGAGUUGUUCCUGCGCCGCCCGCUGUUCCCAGGCAAGGACUACCGCCACCAAUUGUUGUUGAUUUUUCAGAUACUGGGGUCACCCGGGACCGCUGACCUUGAUGCAGUACGCUCGCGUCGCGCACGUCAUUACCUUGGGUCGCUGCCGCGCUUUGCGCGGCGCGACCUUCGCCAACUGUUCCCCAAUGCCAAUCCUCUCGGUAUAGAUUUACUUUCUCGGAUGCUGGUAUUCGACCCGGCCCGGCGCGUAACCGCCCACGACGCGCUUUCGCAUCCGUACUUACGCUCGUAUCACGACCCUGCCGAUGAGCCGGCCGGUACCCCACUUGACGCGGCCGCAUUCCGCUUCGACCAGUCUAAGGACCGGCUGUCCACGUUGCAUCUCAAGCGGCUGCUCUGGGACGAAAUCUUUUGCGGCGCGCGUGACGCCGUCCCCGGAGUCGCGCCCGCCUGA